CGCUUGGCCCUUCUACCAACCUGUCGACGCCAUCAAGCUCUGCCUGGCGGACUACCACAAGGUGAUCAAGAACCCAAUGGACAUGGGAACCAUCAAGAAACGUCUGGAGAACAAUUACUACUGGAGCGCCAGUGAGGCCAUGCAGGACUUCAACACCAUGUUCACCAACUGUUACAUCUACAACAAGCCAACAGACGACAUCGUGCUCAUGGCUCAGGCCCUCGAGAAAAUCUUCCUGCAGAAAGUCGCUCAGAUGCCUCAGGAGGAAGUCGCUCUGCUGCCACCGGCUCCCAAAGGAAAGAACAAGAGCAAGCAGCCCGCCACCGCCACCACAGUGAGUCAGCAGGCGGAGUCUUCAGCCUCCCCUCCCCCCUCCUACCCCUCCCCCUCCCCUUCUCAGACACCUGUCAUAUCCACCAUGCCAAUACCUGUCCAAGCCACGCCCCCUGUCUCUGCACCGCAGCCCCCAGCAACCAUGAUGCCGUCUGCACAGCCUGUUGUCAAGAAGAAAGGUGUGAAGAGGAAAGCCGACACCACCACUCCCACCACGUCGGCCAUCUCUGCUGGUCGUGCUGACUCUCCAUCUGCUCAGGACAACAAACCGGCAAAGCUGGGUUCGUCCCGCCGUGAGGCUGCCGCACGCCCCGCUAAGACCCGCCGAGAGACGGGUGAGGAGGUGCCAGGGGGUGAGAUGGGAGGUGGCGGAGGAGGAGUUGGAGGGAAGAAGGUCGGUAAGCUGGGCGAGCAAAUGAAACACUGCGACGCCAUCCUGAAGGAGAUGCUCUCAAAGAAACAUGCCGCCUACGCCUGGCCCUUCUAUAAGCCGGUGGACGCAGAGGCACUGGAGCUGCACGAUUACCAUGACAUCAUCAAACACCCCAUGGACCUCAGCACUGUCCGGAAAAAGAUGGAUAAAGGCGAGUACAGUGACCCUCAGAGCUUCGCCACUGACGUCAGGUUAAUGUUCUCCAACUGUUACAAGUACAACCCUCCAGACCACGAGGUCGUGGCCAUGGCCCGAAAACUGCAGGAUGUGUUUGAGAUGCGUUUUGCUAAGAUCCCAGACGAGGGCCUGGAGGUGUCUGUCCCGUCUACAACACCACUGGUCAGUAAAAGCACAGCUUCCUCUGACAGCAGCAACAACUCCUCCUCAGACGAAUCUUCCGACUCCGAGGAGGAGCGAGCCACGCGAUUGGCUGAGCUACAGGAGCAGGUUGGUGCUGCUGAGCAAUCACAGUUGAAGGCGGUGCACGAGCAGCUGGCCGUCUUGUCCCAGGCUCCGGUCAGCAAGCCAAAGAAGAAGAAAGAGAAGAAAGACAAGGAGAAGAAGAAAGACAAAGGGAACAAGGGGAAGAUGGAGGAAGAGAAGAAGCCAAAGGCUGCCGCUCAACAGCCCAAACCAGCCAAUCAGAAGAAGGCACCGGCCAGGAAAGCCAACAGCACUGUGACCGCAACCAGGCCACUUAAGAAAGGCAGCAAGACGUCAGGUGGCGGCUCGGCCAAUGGAGAAGAUGGAGAGGAGUCGUCUUUACCGAUGUCGUAUGACGAGAAGCGCCAGCUGAGUCUGGACAUAAACCGCCUGCCGGGUGAGAAGCUGGGUCGCGUCGUCCACAUCAUCCAGUCCAGAGAGCCGUCGCUGCGAGACUCUAACCCCGACGAAAUCGAGAUCGACUUCGAAACGCUCAAACCCUCCACGCUCCGAGAGCUGGAGCGCUACGUCAAAUCCUGUCUGCAGAAGAAGCAGAGGAAGCUGCUGCAGAAGGCAGCAGGUGGCGGGGCCUCAGGAGGCGGGGCUAGUCGUUUGAGUGGCAGCUCUUCUUCCUCCUCUGAUGACAGCUCCUCAACGGGAACCUCCUCUUCCUCCGACACAGACUGAACACACACACACACACACAACACACACACACACACGUUACUGAACACAGAGUUUAUACACACACACUCGAUCACAGGAACGACAGUUAACACAUGAACACACAUCCAUGUAAACUUCCACCAUGAACACACACAAGACAGAGAUCCACACUCUGAACUUCUUACAACACACACGCCCAGACUUGGAGACUGUAUGUAAAUAGGCAAACCUGUUUUUUAGCUCCUAGUGUCGUUUUUUUUUUCUUUUCUUCCUGGAGUAAUGCAGAGACAGAAGAGAAGAAGAAGAAAGAACUUGUCAGAGAGAGGAGGAGGAGGAGGAGGUCUGUCUGUUCACCAGUUGUACUGAUCUUCUCUUAACUGUCGUCUCGCUGCUGUGGAGAGAAAUAAAAACAUCCACGUUUCUUCUUGGGUUUGGACGCCGGCUAUGACCCCUGACCUCUGAACACAUUCCGGAAGCGUCUGCUAUCAUCAGGACGAGGAGGUCUCAGUGGGUUUCACGUCGUUGGAAGUGAAGCUGUUGAGCAAUAACUGAAAAGGAUUUCAGAGGAAACAUGUCUGAGAUGAAGCUCAGACCAUCAUGGGAGAUUUAACCAAAACCUGGAGAAGAACAAGCGUCUCAGGGCCGAGUGGCGUCUUGUCUUCUGCUGCGUUCACACCGAAUGCGACGCAAAGUGUUGAGAUUACAUACAAAGUCAAUGCACAGACAUUUAUUUAGUUAUUUCAGUCUUUACUUCCCCCGGAGUUUCCACUUGUACGACGCAGUAACUUGAUCCCUUCGACCAGUCGUCCUCUUCCGGAGGAGAACAGGCGAAUAUUCCUCGUUUGUGUUUAUUCACGUGAUUCACCUGAAUAAACUCAAAUGAUCUCACGGCAUGUUCGGUGUGAACGCACCUGUAGACCUAAGUUCUGAACGAUUGGCUGUUAUAAAAAAAUAAACCAAAAAAACGUCCACGUCAGCUGAUUGUGUGGAGAUUUGAAAAUUGCUGAUAAGAAACUUUACUUGAACAUCUCCUGUUAACAGAUGUAUGACACGUCCGCUUGUAAAAUGAUGUCACACUUAUUGGAUCAGCUGUUGGCGAUGGCAGAGUUCAGGAGCUGCAGUUAUAGGCGAUGAAGUGUGUGUGUGUGUUGAUCUUCAUCACAGAUGGGGAGGUCAGAGGUCAACCUGUUUUUAAAGUGACAUCAGUAGUUUAAACUGGUUCCUUGGUGAAUGACGGAUGAUUAUUGAUAAGUGGUGAAGUUCAUCUGUGACUGACAUCUCUGCAACAAGGUUCAUGUGUUUUAUUCAUUUCUAAUGUUCGACAGUCGCUCAGCUGAUCAAUCACAUCCACUUCCUUUAUGACUGGAAAUCAAACAGCUGAUGAUCAGAUGUUGAUCAGAUGUUGAUCAGAUGUUGAUCAGAUGUUGAUCAGAUACUGAUCAGCUGAGCUCAUCCAGGUUUUGUACUGUUGUUCAAUUAAAACCCUCUGAGGCUGACGCUGCCCUCUGCUGGUCCUGAAACCAACACAACUCAUCGUCUGACUGGGGUCAAUGCUGGGGGUGUGGUCAACCCUGGGGGCGUGGUGGCUGGACCCAGGGAGCGAGACGGACAUGUUUCUUUUUAACACUACAUCUUCUUUAUUUCCUGUCAUUUGUUUUUGAUUUUUCAGGUUGUGCUGAACCCGUUUAUGUCUUUAUAAGAUUUGUGAUAUAAAAUGUCUUUGUACGACGUUCUUCUGCCCCCCCCCCCCCCAGGUUAAAAGUCAGAGCUCAAACUGAAGCUUCAACACCACGUUCAGAUCACCCUCAGUAAAAUACUCAUAUUUCCAAAUUUUAAUAAUUUUAACUCUAAAAUGUCCAAAAUAAAGUCGUCAGGAUGAAGAAAAGGUUCAGUGGAUAUUUGAGAUGUUUCAGUGACGUCACGUCUGAUUGGCUCCAGUGUUUUUUUUUUUUUAACUCAUUUAUAUCUGGGUGCAAUGUGCCACUGAAGCUAAACAUUUAAAAGGAAUUUAAUUUAUCCAUUUUAAAGACUUUAAUUUCAUGUGUUGUCAUGACAUCACAGUUCUGCCCUCCCCUGAUUGGUUAGGCAGAGUGGAGCAGUCAGCUGAUUGCUUCUGAAGAAGCUUUACGUUGCGUGAUGUUAGAAUUUUCUGCGUGACCUUUAGCACGAUGUUAACCUGUUUCUGUUUUGAUCUGAGUUUCUGAUUAAAUCACGUGACCUCACCGCUCACCUGUCCUAACUCCACGUCGUUGGUUUCACCUCUGACUUCGCCUGUCGGGGGACAAAAAGUAGCCAAUCAGAGUGGGGGACAGUUUUAAUCCUCAUCAACCAGAAAACACGUUUUUCAUCCUUUGUCAUGUGAUGUUAACAUCCAACACUGUUUCCAUUGGCUCCCACCUGACAGGGAGGGUCAUGUGACCUUCAGAAACCUAAUGCUGAGUUUUAACCAGAGACUGAGUGACACAUCUGUUACGAACGCUGCCAUCUUGUGGUGAUGACAUAAUUUGCAGUCAGAGUCUGUGCAGUAGUUCAUUGUGGAGUUGUGGUGUCGAAGUCCCACCCACACACGCACUUGACCAAUCCUGAGUCAGUCUCAGCUGUCAAUCAUGACGUCUCCGCCUGUUUUUAUAUCAACAAAUAACUGAUUCAAACCAAACUGAUGAGAAACACUUGAACACAUUUUUUAACGUCUACUUUGAUAAUUUUAGUUUGGUCCAUGUCCCAUCUGCCUACAUGGAGGAGGUUUUUGACCUAUACUGCAGCCAGGGGGGGGGGGUGAUCCCUCUGCGUAUGGAGCUGCUCUGUUGUCAUGACGAUAGUUUGUUAUGUGAAUUAAUUACUUAGUUUCAGACGAGUCAAAACUAAACGUAAACUAAACUAAUCGUUAGUUUUUUUCCAUCGUUUCAUUUGAAGAAACAAAGUUUUAUUUUGGACAUUUUACAGACAACAACCUAAAACAACCUACAACAACCGAGACACAGUGACAGACAGACGGCUCGUUGCCGCAGUAACCUCCUCUGUUUUAUUUAGUUGAUGGUCGAGCUUCGAUGGUUAUAGUUAAUUUUUGUAUUUUAAUAAGAAAAAGGAAAAAAGUGAUUUUAUGUAUUUGCAUGCACUCCGGCCGUACGUUCCUUCUUCCGUAUGUUUGAGCACUGUAUAGUAGCUGUAUAGUUCCUGUCCGACGUUUAGAUCGCCCAGAGAGAGAGAGAGGAUGAAAAACAACACGUGAAUAAUUUGAUGUAAUUACUGAUAUGAUCCUUAUUUUCUGAGUUCAUUUGUUUUCAUAAAUAAACGUAUAAACUGA
This is a messenger RNA of Paralichthys olivaceus (Japanese flounder), 5159 nucleotides long. The record is from RefSeq and is a predicted model, not a curated record. NCBI's taxonomy places the organism in Eukaryota, Metazoa, Chordata, Actinopteri, Pleuronectiformes, Paralichthyidae.